Messenger RNA from Macrobrachium nipponense, 5259 nucleotides. RefSeq lists its product as uncharacterized. Bases 1 to 5259 code for a protein of 1752 amino acids. The transcript is spliced from 2 exons. The record is from RefSeq and is a predicted model, not a curated record. NCBI's taxonomy places the organism in Eukaryota, Metazoa, Arthropoda, Malacostraca, Decapoda, Palaemonidae.
AUGCUUUUGAGCUUCGUUGUGGUGGUGAUAGGGCUGAGCCUCUUACUACGGUCCUCGGCGUCGGGGGAGCAGGACGUUCCAAGUGAUGCCGUCCUUGAAGCAGUGAGAUUACUUCAAGAUGUCAAGGAGAACUUCAGACUCCCUGUCGCGGGAAUAUCUGAAGUGCAAAAAAUCAACCAAAGGGUACAGGAAGCAGAAGUCAAGAAGUUACUUCAGGACGUCAAAGAGACUUUCAGACCUCCUGCCACAGGUGUGAUAUCUGAUGUACAAAAAAUCAACCACAGGGUACAGGAAACAGAAGCCAAGAAAUUGCUUCAGGAAGUAAAAGAGACCAUCAGACCUCCUGUCGCAGAUGUGAUAUCUGAUGUGCAAAAAGUCAACCAAAAAAUAAAUGAAAAAGAAGCUAGGAAAUUACUUCAGAAUGUCAGAGAGACCUCGCGAACUCCAGCCACAAGGGUGAUCUCUGACGUGCAAAAAGUUAAACAGGAUGUGCAGGAAACUGAAUCUAUGCGACUACUCCAAGAUGCUGAAGAGACCUUGACACCUGUCACAAGGGUGCUCUCUGACAGGCAAAAAAUUAAUCAGAAAUCACAGGAGAUAGAAGCUAUGAAACAACUUCAAGAAGCUAAAGAGAUUUUGAAAUCUGUUGCAGGGGUGAUGUCUGAUGUGAAAAAAAUUAAUCAGAAGGUACAGGUAACUGAAGCUGAGAGACUACUUCAAGGAGUUAGAGAGACUCUGAGACCAGUAGCAGGGGUGGUAUCCGAUGUGCAAAAAAUUAAUCAAGACGUUAAAGAGACUUGGAAACCUGUCACAGGGGUGAUAUCUGAUGUUCAUAAUAUAAACCCGGAGGUAAGGGAAAUUGUCUUGAAAAGUGAUGAAGUGGUAACCGAGAUGGAGAAGGAAAAAGAGGAGAUGGGCCACAAAAAGAAUGUCAUAGCAAAUGAGAAAAAGCCUCCUCAAAAGGAUAAGCUAGAUCAACCCUCUACACCUAAAUCUAAAUUGAAAAUUGUAGGGGUUCGAGUUGAUGCUUCAAGUAACUCAAUACCAAUGGAAAAGUUAGUUGGUGCAGACACUCUGAGGCAUACAGACAACGAGUCUACUCCUGAUGAGUCACACGAAGUUGUAAGUAUUGCUGCACCUCCAAAUUCUGAAAAGAUCUCGGAAAGUUUUGUUAAAGGCCGCAAUGGGAGGGCUCGGGUAGUUAAAAUGAGACGCCCCAUUUCAGUGCCUGAUACGGAAGAAUCUGGGUCUGAAGUUAUUGACUGGACAGCUUUUGAUCCAGAAAAUGUGCAUGAUUUUGAGGCUUUUGGAAGAAAGAUAGAACCAAAAAAUAAUAAGGGAGUUUCUUCAGAACCCCAACGGCCUCAUGACACUCCAGUGCAAGGAGCUGAUGAUUCAAGAAAUGUUCAAGAUUUUUCGGGAAUUUCCAAAGUCAAUGAAAUUCCACCAAUAGCACCAGCACCUCAACAAUCAGGAGGUUCAGAGGCAUCAACACGAGAACUGACAGAUGGAAAGAGCCAGUCAUAUAAACCAGCAGCAAUAACACAAACCCCAACUAGAUCUCCAACAACAGCGGCAUCAACUUCUACUAGAAAAAGAGUAAGGAUUCCAUCAUUUUCCAGAUCAACAACAUCACCUCAAGUCCAACCCACUCAUCAUGCAACACCCAAACCAGCUUCAAAGCAAUUAAGAACAACUACUACUCCGGAUGUACUUUCAAAUGAAAAUGAAUUAGAUUUACACCGCAUUUCAUCUAAAUCUCAAAUCCUUGUCCCAGAUGAAGCUCCAAGUUUUCAUUUUGAACCUCCUCCAGUUCCUCAAAAACCUCUCACCACUUCAUCAAGACUUCUCCGUCCUGCGUCAAGUAAAGGCAACACUCCAACAACAUUACGACCUCAAUCAAUAUCCACAACUUCUAAGUUUUUACGACCUCGUCCAACGACUUCAUCAAGCCACCCCUCCAAGUCAGUUAGACCUGUCACUUUGCGACGCCCAGUUUCAACUUCCACAACUAAAACUCCUACUGCUCCAGUUUCUUCCACUCUUCAGCCGCUACCGCUGUCUUCCUUGGUACCAGGUGCCCCUUUCCGAGCACCAAUAACACAACUUCAUCCAGUCUCUUCUCUCAGUGAAAGUACCAAGACCCCAAAGCCAUCAUCAACCAUAACAACUCAUUCAACCAGAAAAUCAACUGCUCCGAGAGUACCAAAUCUAUUUUCAACUACUGCUUUUGAUUUUAGUCGUAUUCCACAAACUAGUCCAUCACCAACUUCCAUAACCUCUGCUUUUCCAUUCUCAACAUCUCACAGACCUCAGUUUAAUGCUGGAUCCACUGCCAAUAUUUUUCAAUCCUUCUUUACCUCGCAGCCAACAUCAUCCACUGCAAACUCAGUAACACCAUUUUCUCACCCAUCAUCUACAGCUUCCCUUCAUUCACCUUUCACUUCCCUUAGACCAACAAUUGCUUCUUUACAAACACCAAUCUCAUCGCCUACUCCAUUUGUUUCGUCAACUGAACCAACUAUUACCGCAUCCCCCCAUUCCAUCACACCAUCUAACCCCAACAACAUUCUGAGAAGACCAACAGUAACCACCAUUGUGCCCUCUUUUACAUCAAGAAGACCAAAAUUAAACACUUUCCUUCCAGACAUUUCAUCACGACGACCAGUUGUGACAACAAAAAGGCCCCUGCCCACUUCAGAUUUCCCAGAUAUAUUAAAAUCUGAUCCAAGUAGCUUAUUUACCAGUCCUUCUAGCACAACAUUACGAGAUGAUGCACCAGUUACUACAAGUGCUGAUCCUGUCACGGUGAUAAACUCUCCGGAACCCCCUUUCACAGGAUUUAGCUUCCAGUCAUUCAGACCUGGUUCUAGCUCAUCAAGUUCAUUUAAAAUUGGAGCCUCUGCCCUUACAGGCUCUGAGGCAAAACCUGAUGCUGUAGUUCCUCAAAGUCAGCCACAGAGGCCAAAUGAUUUCUCUCCAUCCCCACUGUCUACCACUUCAAGUGAUAAUUUUACUCCAUCUUCCUUUGCUACCAUUGGCCUCUUUACUUCAUCCACACCAGGAUUUGGAGUGAGGCGACGUCCCACAAGUUUUCCAACAACAUCCACAUCUCGUUUUACCCCAUCACAAAUACCUACAGUAAACUCUGGACCUCGCAUUACAACCUUCCGUCCACUAUUUGCAUCCCCUACAACACCCAGACCACAACCAGUUCCAUCUCUACUGACCAUAGACACACUAGAUCCUGUGACGCCUCAUACUUCCUUUGCAUCGAAGUUUUCAAGACCUCAGACAACUGCAAAUGAAAUACAGCACAAGCCCCCUCUUACAUCUGACCUUGGUAACUUUCCUGCCCUGCCUAUUUCAAAUCCAAAUAUUUUCCAAAUUCUUCAGCAGCAAUCUCUACACAAUUUUGAAUCACAACACCUAUCCACAGCAAAGCCUAGGCGAGUUACAACCUCACACCCAAGGCAAAUAUUAUUUACAUCCACACUAAGAGACCAAAUAACUACCAUCAAACCACAGCACACAUUAACUACUACACCUAGGCAUUCAAUAUCAACAUCUACAACUAGAGCCCCAUUUUUCCAAUUUUUCUCUUUAGGGGGAAAACCUCUGGUAACAACAGCUCCAAAUAAUCCUCCUUCAAACCACAUACCUACAGUAAAAGCUACAGUGCCUUCUGUAACAACACCACAACUAACUGUAACUUCACCAGCACCUUUGGUAACAUCUUCUAGGCCUGUAUUAACAUCACCUUUACCUCUAGUAACAACACUUAGACCUGCUACUCUUAGUUCCAAUCCAUCAUUUCACCGAACGUCAUCCCCCAGACCAACAACGGCUCACAUUUUUGAGGAUGUUCCGUCUUCUAUAUCAACAUUAGAAGUAAGUGACAAGGCAAAUAGGUUCCGAGGUUUCUCUUUGAAUGAAGACCGACCUUCCUUAGCGCUAUUUCCACACAAUGCACUCGUAAAUUUCCAUGGUAAUGUACUUUCCCCUAUUCCAGUAACACAGCCUUCUAUAACUACACCUCUUUCGCCAUUCUUGGCUGCAUUCAGCCGUCCAGCAUCUAAUACAGUUGACGAAUCACAGCAGAUAGAUCAGGAAAGGGAUAUUAAUUUAUUCAGACCUCAUAUUCAGAGUGGUGGAUUUUUACCGAUCCCAAGUCGGUUCACUCCAACACUUCCACCAAUAAAAGCAAAGUUCUCUUCCCGCCCACAAAAUUCUCAAAAUCCAUUUAACAGACAUGUUUCUCUAUCAACAGCUCCACCUAUUAUAACCACAGCUAGGGGACCAUUUACCUUUGAUCCUUCAAGAUUUCAAUUAACAACUACACAGGAACCAUUUGUUUUUAGACAUACCACAACGAGGCGUUCUAUAACACCAGCAAACUCUUAUAGCAAUGGAGCCCAGGCCACAUCACUUAGGCCAAUACUAAGGGAACCGUCCACUAUACCACCACUAGUAAGUUCAACUCAACCAAAUAUUCCUCAAACAACCGAACCUUCUAAGGCUCCUGAAACACCAAGCACAUGGCAACUCACCAGGCCUAAGCAGAAUAACUUUCCACUGCCUGGUGGAGCACAAUCUGUCAAUGAAGUGGGCCCAGGAGCUUUUACAAGUCCACGACCAAAGGCACAGACAUCUUUCAGUUCUUUUGGAGCAGUUACUUCUUUUGAAAGUGCACGCCACAGUACCACAGCCAAACCCAUAACAGACAAGCCAGUAAAAACAGCUCCUACAGAAUCAAGUCUUCCAGUAAACUUGCAUCAACCAACUACUGAAUUACCAAUACAAGAAACUGCAGCAUCUACUACACACCCCAUUUAUGCGAAGAGACCAGUUAAUGUUCUACCAGCAACAGCCGUGACACAUCUCAAUAAGGUGACUCCAACAGAGGGGUCCUUCCAAUGGAGUCCUAACAAGGCGGGACAUUCCACACGAAAACCAAUGUUGUCUCCACAUACUAGUCCCAACGUAAUCCUUCAGCCAGCAGCCAGAUCGGGGUCUCAAUCACAAUCUGAUUUCACUGCACCACCUAAAAACGACAUACCGUCACCACUGGCUAAAAUUGCAGACUAUUCACUCAAACAUUCUCGAGCACCAAAAACGCUGGAGUCUCCGACAACUCCAAAGCCGCGCCCAAGAGCAAAAGCACCAGCUAAUGUGUUUCGCCCUCCUGAGCCCAUAACGGGCAAAUCUUUCAUUUUCGUCCGAAGCGGGGGUCAUGAAUAUCGGGUCGUUUGGCUAUAA